AAUUUGUAUCUAUUAGAAAAGCUAAAAAAAAAUUCAUACACAAAAUAGUAUUCAUCAUGAAAGGUUCUCUAGUCAUCUACAUUACUAGCAUUAUUGCUCUAUCAGUUCUACUGAAUCCAUUGAGUGUACUUUCCCAAUCUACGCCUAAAAUUUCCUGUUCGGCUUAUAUGAAAUGUUCACAAAUAGCCGAUACUUCAUACGGACUCAUUGACGGCGUAUGCCGUAUAUUCCGUAAUCCUUGUUUACUUGCAUUUGAAAACUGUGAUCGUGAAGCUAGGAAUGAAAGUUUAAUCAUCCCAACUACCAAAGAAAAAUGCACACCUAGGUGCCCCAAUAUGUGUCCAAUGUACAUUAGUCCAAUUUGUGGAGAAUAUGUGAAGGAAAGAAGAACUUUUAAUAAUGAAUGUGAAAUGGAAAGAUACAGCUGCAAAAAUGGAAAAUCAUUCCGACUUCUCUCCCAAGGGCAAUGCCAAUCAAUAAAAGCUUAAAUAAAAACUCGCCAUUGGGAUGUACUUUUUAAGUUUUUGCUUCAAGUUUUAAAGAUAUUAGAUCCAAACAGCCAUUUUGUAAAUCAUAAUUCAAAUAAAAUUUUAAAU
This is a messenger RNA of Episyrphus balteatus (marmalade hoverfly), 596 nucleotides long. RefSeq names its product U-Kazal-Dg21.2-like. The record is from RefSeq and is a predicted model, not a curated record. Bases 57 to 488 code for a protein of 143 amino acids. The transcript has 3 exons. Gene Ontology annotation, molecular function: protein binding. Lineage: Eukaryota; Metazoa; Arthropoda; Insecta; Diptera; Syrphidae.